AUGGGGAAUAUAAUGGGUUUAUUACCCUACAUUAUCACGUGGAGACUGUGGAAUAGGCGGUGUAAGGCACAUAUGGAAGGGAUUGUAGAAUCUGUAGAACACGUAUGGAGGAAUAUAAAAUUCUGGGUGGCAAAGAUCAGUGAAAAACUCAAGGUCGGAAAUACAUUGUCUCCACCAGAUGAGAGCAUCCUCAAGGAAUUGAACAUCCCGUCGACACCUGGAAAAAUCAAGCAACUGAAGCUAGUUCGAUGGCGUCGACCUCCUGUUGGUCGCCAUAAACUUAAUUUAGAUGGUAGUAGUAGAGGUAAUCCGGGUGCUGCAGGGGCAGGGAGAGUAAUACGUGACGCUUCUGGGAAUUUAGUGAGAGCGUUUUCGGUUUUUCUGGGACACGGAAAUAGCUCCUUUGCUGAAUUUAUGGCGGUGUUUCAUGGUCUCAAAAUAGCAAAAAGUUUGGAUUUGACUCUUAUAGAUGUAGAACUUGAUUCCAGUAUCUUGGUUAACUGGCUGAAGAAAUCAGAGAUUGGUCUCUGGUACCUUGAAGACUAUUGGGAGGAGCUAAAGGAGACUAUGGAGGGAAUGACUAUUAGCAUUUCCCACGUGUUCAGAUAG
Messenger RNA from Juglans regia (Persian walnut), 609 nucleotides. RefSeq lists its product as uncharacterized. The coding region runs from base 1 to 609 and encodes 202 amino acids. Gene Ontology annotation, molecular function: nucleic acid binding; RNA-DNA hybrid ribonuclease activity. NCBI's taxonomy places the organism in Eukaryota, Viridiplantae, Streptophyta, Magnoliopsida, Fagales, Juglandaceae. The record is from RefSeq and is a predicted model, not a curated record. The transcript has a single exon.